AUGAAAGGUUCACAUAGCUUUAAGAAAGAACAUGAUAAAUACCUCGGAUAUAAAAGGUUUCCUGUUAAUAGCGGAAAUUUAGAUAUCGAUAAUUUAAUUAAAGCAACAAGUAAAAAUAAUAUUCAAUAUAGGUUAGAGUGGAUCCUAUUUAAAGAUUUUUGCGAUGUCCAAGAAGUUUCAGAGGGCAGAUUUAGUAUUAUAUUCACUGCUAUAUGGAUAAAAGGAAGGGUUACGAGUUAUUAUGGAGGAAAACUUAAGCGGAAAGGUCGUAUGAAAAUUAUAUUAAAAGUCCUUAAGGAUUCUCAAAAUAUAAACUCGGCAUUUAUAAAGGAGGUAGUGUAA
Acaulospora morrowiae is the source of this 342-nucleotide messenger RNA. Lineage: Eukaryota; Fungi; Glomeromycota; Glomeromycetes; Diversisporales; Acaulosporaceae. The record is from the annotation of a GenBank genome assembly.